Molecule: messenger RNA, 1041 nt
Organism: Maudiozyma saulgeensis
Lineage: Eukaryota; Fungi; Ascomycota; Saccharomycetes; Saccharomycetales; Saccharomycetaceae
Source: the annotation of a GenBank genome assembly
AUGCUAAAAGUAUUUACAAAAUCAGAAGAAACUGAUUUCAUCCAUGAAAUAGCAAAUACUUUUAAAAGUGUUGAUAUUACUAAUGAACAAUUAGGAGGAGAAAUCGUAGAUUUUUCAGAUCAAUGGUUCGCUGAUGCAAGUAACUUGAUUAAACCAACCAAACCUAUUAGAGAUGCCACAAAAUUUACUCAUAGUGGUGCUUGGUAUGAUGGAUGGGAGACAAGAAGACAUAAUGAAGGAGAGUAUGACUGGGUGAUUAUCAAAAUGGGUAUAUCAUCUGCAAGACUUAUAGGUGCUGAGAUAGACACCAGUUUUUUUAAUGGCAAUCACGCCCCAUUCAUCUCGGUGGAUGCCUUAUAUGACGAGAAUCCUGACCUAAAUGAAUCAGUCAUCAAGGAAAAUGACCAAAGAUGGAGUGAAGUAAUAGAAAAGUUUGAAUGCGGACCAUCACAAAGACAUUUUAUUUUGAGAGAGAAUGGCCUUACUGAUGAUAAGUUCAAUUAUAUUAAAUUGAAAAUGUACCCAGAUGGUGGUAUUGCAAGGUUUAAAAUGUAUGGUAAGAUUUGUCACCCACAUGUCGCAGCUAAUGAUAUUACAGAUUUAGCAUUUAUAGGUCACGGUGGUGUAGUGACUGCUUACUCAGAUCAACAUUUUGGUACUGCAAACAACCUGAUUUUACCAGGAAGAGGCCAUGACAUGUCAGAUGGAUGGGAAACUAAAAGAUCAAGGUCUGUUGGGCAUACUGACUGGACCAUAAUCGAGUUAUGCCAGAUUUCUACAUAUAUUGAUAAGAUUAUUGUUGAUACAGCUCAUUAUAGAGGAAAUUUUCCACAGUAUAUAACUGUCCAUGCCAUGUUGCAUCAAAAUGACCAGGAUAUCGAUCCAUCUUCAAAAAAUUGGAUAGAACUAGUCCCAAAAUCUAAAACUGGUCCCGACAAAGAACAUAGUUUCACGGUGAGCAAAAAUAUGAGGGUCAGUCAUGUAAAAUUCACAAUUAUUCCGGAUGGUGGUGUCAAAAGAUUAAGAGUGUGGGGUUACUGA